AAGCCGCGCCCCACAAAUUUGACAAGAAAACGAUUUGUUCCUGUGUAAGCCGCGCUGGACGAUAAGCCACAGGUAUAGUCACACCUAAAGAUUACUGUCGUCACGAUACUAUAAUAUUUUCAACUUGAUAUAUGGCGGAAAACACUCAGGUGUCUUGAAGUUCCGCUCUGAGUCCCGCAAUUUAGUCAACUUUCAAAAUUGUCCGAUAUACAUGUGUGAUACAUCAUUAGAAAGCUUAAAAUCUCAAUUUUAUGGGGGAAGAAAAGUUUUGAAAAGGAGGGCAUUUUUUUUAUUAUUUUUAUUUUUUUAUAUUUUUUAAACAGCAAAACCCUACCUGGAGGUGAGAGCACGCGAGGACAGAAUUACAGACGCCAUGACUUUAAUGAGAUUUUAUCGCGUACUUACUUGGUUUCGACCCAAAAACUCAAUGUAGCAUGUAUCACUGAGUGUCAAGACACAGCUGUAAAUGGCCACAGCUGGAUUUUUGGGGGAUUUUCUGGGUGAAACAUGGUACUGUAACAAGGGUCGCGAUGCAGAAAUCGUAGACAUCAAGGAGUGGUCGAGAUUUCCUUUUUCAUAUAUUGACCUUUUUAAACUUUUUUUUUUUUUGGAUCGAUUAUUUAUCAUCUAACAUAUCGGAGAAAAUGUGACAGUAACAAAAAAAAUACACUUAAGCGAUAGUUAUGAGGUAGAUAUAUGUGGCUUUUUUACAGACGCCAUUUUUUUCAUUGUGACAUUUGUUUAGAAGUUUAAAAUAUGUGAGUUAAUUAUUUUUUUUAGUCGUUUUUUUUUCUUAAAACAAAAUAUGAGACAUCAAUUAAUGAUUCUAAGCUAAAAACGACAGACAUUUUGAAUAAUAAAUAUAAUUAAUUACCUUCAUUUUAUAGCUGGGUUGAAACAAAAGCGGUUGCGCAAUGUCUGUAAACGGGGGUUUUCAGGGUAAAACGGACAAAUUAGAAAUAGUUUGGGUGCUUAAUGUGCCACGAAUCUGCUAUGGCAGCUUAUAGACAUAUUGUUCUAUCAAAUACAACAGUUGUUUUGGCUUAAAAUACAGCAGUUUCUUUUAAAGAGGAGUGGAAGAGCAGAAACUGCUUUUUCAGUCUUGUCUGUUUUCCGCCAUCUAUACUAAAAAAAUAUAUAUAUAUACUCAAUUAUCAAUACCACAUAAGUUUAAAAAAAAAAAGUUUUUUUAGUAAACUCGUUCAGUGCCAUUGGACGAUGUUAGCCAUCCAGUCUUGUGGCUCAUGAAAAAUUAACUCUUUAAAAGAGUUUAUCACUACUAGAUGUCCAAUCAAUUUGAACUGGGAGGACGGCAGGGAAAGAAUGUACAUUCGCUAGAACCCUUCGAUUUCAAUUGGAUUGGACGUCAAGCGCAGUCCACGGCAGCCAAUGAGCCAGAGGAAAAUGCUAAAAUAUCUUCAAUUACUAUCAAGAGUCGUAAAGAAUCAAAUUUACCCCAUGACAACAAAAUUUUCUUAACCUCUGAUAGCCCAAAAACCAACAGAUAAAAGACACGUGACAAAUCAAAUCUCGUAUCCCGAUCCAACAUUUCAGUAUCAAUACAAUUUCAUACUUUUAACAACCCUACUAAAUACGUACACCUUAUCAGCCUGCAAAAUCCACAAAUAAAAUGCAUUGGAAUAUAAACUGCAGGAUUGAAAACGGAAAAAGUAGCGGUUUAUAGUCCGAAAAUUAUGGUAAUGUUAAACUUAAGUUGAAAAUAAGUUGAGAAAAAGUUGCUUCAAAUCAACCAUGCCAGCAGACUAUCCAAAGAGAGAAUCAAUUUUUGGGGUGUAAUAACAAAAAGUUACAAUCCAAGCAUUAAUGUGAACCAAGGCGCACAGGUUUUUUUGUAGUGGGUGAGGAGGGACUCAUGCCCAAUGGUGAAUCUUUUUGCUAUUGUUUUAACCACACACAAGUCAUAAAGUCAUAAAAUAAGAUGGAGAAACUAUUUCUACAAUUCUGCACUUGAAUUUAAACAUGAGAAAUCUAUUUACAAACACAUUGUACUGUAUAUCUAAAUUCUUCAGGGUUUUUAAAGACAUUCGCUCAUUAGAAGAAGGACAGUAUGGGUUUGAUAGUUUACUGUUUCAGGUGCAAUCUUUAAGAAAAAUAAAUACAUUAAUUUAUUAAGACUUUUAAAGACUAGGAUGCUAGGGGGAUAUAUGGAAGGUGAACAAUAAGGUACUGAUCCAAUGUUUUGUUUGAUUUUGUCAGAUGUGAACAAGGGCAAAAUACAAUUACUCUUUUUUUUUUUUUUUUUUUUUUUUUUACCAGCUUGGUUUGUAUUCCUCCCUAUAAUAUGCUUUCAAUUGCUGCUGCCUUUUCUUCUACUCUAUAUGAAUCUGUAUACAAGAUAUGAAAUCUUAAUGUAAGCUGCUAAACCAGAUGCAUGCAAUUUCCCUCCAGGAUCUGUCCAUGUCAUCGUGCUCUGACUUCUAUAAUUUGCUUGCAAUGGGAUAGAGUUGCAAUGGUUCGAAGGCUACGGGCUGAAAGGAAGCAGAGGGACCAAAAGGUGCAAGCUGCUGACAUGGCAGGCUGUGAGGCAGCUCAUCAUUCGGUACCGGCGUGACUCCAGAGCAUGUUUACCGACAACAGGGUGGGUGGCUGUUAAUCUCAAACUCGGGUCCUCUACCAGAAGCCUGGGACCUUGAGGGUCCUGCACAGUAUCUUUUCUGUUCCUAGGACUGUACUCUUCUGGACGGAGAUGUCUGAUGUUUUUCCAGUUUGCUGGAAAUGGAAACCUGCCAUUGGGCAUCAUCAUGAAAGCAAUUCCAAGGCGUUUGGAUGGUGCUCUGGGGUGAAACAACAGUAACCCAACCCCUCCUUUUCCACCUGUCUGUGUUCUUUCUGAGAGUCAAGCAAAAUGGAAAUAAGGAAGGGAUCUAUGGAAAACACCAAUGCUAUAAAAACAGAGGUCAAACUGAAGAAUGUGGAUGAAGAUGGAAGCUAACAAAGCUAAGUAAAAUAUAUAUUCUUCAAUAUUGUAUUGUAUUGUAUUGUGCAGUGAUUGUAGGUUUUAGGAUUCCUGUCUGACAACUCAUACACACACACACACCCCAUCCAUUUGUGUUCUUGUAUCCUAAGUGCAGGUAACCUGCUGCUCCUUUUAAAUCAACUGAGAACAUUCAAAGUGCAAUGCAGCUGCACUCAUUCUCCAAUGUUGCCUCCUAUCUAUUCAAAAAUGCAUCACUGGACUUCUAUUGUUCACCUAAAUGGCACAUGAGAUGACCGUAUAGGUGGUGGCUGAGGUGAGGCAAGGUGUGUGAAACCAUGUGGCUUCUUUGCUCCUGCCUGGCUCUGCUGGCCAUCAGCUUCAGAUCAUGUGAAACGCUUCCAUCAGAUCAAGAUGUACAGUGCCCAGCCUUACAAGUUGAAGAAUGGAAAUUUCCUCAUUCACCAAGGGAAAAUAUAACAGGUUUUAAUUUGGUGAGGCGGUUCUCCCUUCUCAAGAAUACAGACAUCAAAAAGAUCCGCAAUCCACGAGGACCCAUCAUCCUCCGCUUGGGCAAGACUCCCCUCGUUCGCCCCACUGAUCAGGUUUUUCCUAAUGGGCUUCCUGAAGAGUUCACUCUAAUCUUCACCCUGGCAUUAAAGAAGUCUGCCCUGAGGGACACCACCUACCUUCUACAGAUAUCUGAUGAGCAAGGAUACCCGCAGCUUUCCGUAGACCUCAAUGGCCCAGAUGGCACCCUGUCGUUGAGAGCCAGACGGGCUGCAAUCACAGAUGACCUGGUGAGCUGUGUCUUCGCUAAUGAGGGUGUGGAAUCUCUGCUGGAUUUACGCUGGCACAAGGUGGCCCUCAGUGUGCAAAGGGAUUCUGCUUCCCUCCUCGUGGACUGCAGCCACACCGAGACACAGCCCAUAGAGCACCGUGGAAAACUGCACCCUGAUGGGCAUACUCUAAUGGGUAUUCGAGCUGCGGAUGCUGGGCCUGUGCAGAUGGACAUUCAGCAGGUGGUGCUCUAUUGCAAUCCAGCCCUUGCCAGCCAGGAGACCUGUUGUGAGAUACCUGGAGCUCGAUGCCCACCGGAUGCCUCCAAGAGCCGACGGGCCGCGGAGAAUGACUUGGAUAACACUUUUAGCCAGGAAAUCAUCUCAUCCAAAGAUCUAGCAGAACAAGUCCUAAAUCUUGCUCGGAUUUCUGGGAUCAAAGGGGAAAAAGGCAACAGGGGUGAUGACUGUUCUGGCUUCCAUUCAAGUCCAUGUUCGGAGGGAACCAAGGGCCAGAAAGGAGAGAAAGGCGAGAUGAUGCUGCCUGCCAACUGGGGUGAAGCAGCUGAAUUCAAGGGUCUCAAAGGUCAAAAGGGAGACAUUGGUCCACAGGGUCUCACAGGCACUCCAGGAAAGGAUGGUCGAGCAGGCUCCAUCUGUGUUGUCGGCCCCAAGGGACAGAAGGGCGCCUCAGGAUCAGUGGGUCCUGAAGGCUUGGCUGGGGAGCCGGGAAUGCCUGGACCUCCAGGCCUACCCGGAGUUGGAAAGCCAGGUCCAGCAGGCCCUCCUGGUCCACCCGGUGGUGCAAAAGGAGACAUGGGUAAACCAGGUGUUGAAGGGGCUGAUGGAUUACCUGGUGAUCGGGGGCCAAGAGGACCAGCAGGUCAUAAAGGAGAAAAGGGAGACCCAUGUGAAGUAUGCCCUACACUGCCAGUAGAUAUUGGCAACACGGUGGCUUUGCCAGGUAGGAGGGGUCCAAAAGGAGAGCCCGGAUUACCAGGAAUUGGAGAGAGAGGACCACCUGGACUUCAAGGUGCGGAUGGAAAGGGUGGGCAGAAGGGAGAAGCAGGAUCAGAUGGUGUUAAAGGAGAAAAGGGCGAGCCAUGCACUAUGUGCCCCACUUUCGGUGAGUUACCCCAAAACCUGGUCCCUGGUGUUGGCAGUCAAACUCUUCAAAUAAAGGGACAAAAAGGAGAACCAGGAAUUGGAAUUCGAGGAGAACAAGGAGAUGCUGGAAAUGUAGGACCACCUGGCCCAAGAGGAGAGACAGGUAAUACAGGUAGAAGAGGAGCUGAUGGUAAACCGGGAAAAGUUGGUGCUAAAGGACCUCCAGGGAAUAAUGGAGCAAAGGGGGAAAAGGGAGAAAUUGGACUGCCUGGUCUUAGUCUUCCUGGCCAGAAAGGGGAGCCGGGGGAGUGUGGUGUGUGCCAGCCAUACGAGGUUGGCAGCGGACCUGCUAGCAUCAAGUUACCUGAGGGAACACGAGGCAACCCCGGUGAACCAGGCCCUCCGGGCAUUCCUGGACUUCCUGGGGUUGGGGCAGAUGGCAAACAGGGCCCCCCGGGUGCUGCUGGAGAAAAAGGUGAUAAGGGUGACCAAGGUGACAAAGGAGAUACUGGAUUCAAUGGUGCUCCAGGAGUCCCAGGACUGCCUGGAGAGCCCGGACGUGAUGGACGGAUUGGCUUAAAGGGAGAGAAGGGUGACGCUUGUACCAGCUGUUCAUCUCUGGGCACUGGAACGGGUGAUGGUGUUGCUGUCCCUGGGCCAAAAGGAGAGAGAGGAGAACCUGGCCCCCCGGGAGAGGGGAAGACAGGCAAAAAUGGUAAACCAGGCUUACCAGGGAUACAAGGGCCUCCUGGUCUGAAAGGAAGCAAGGGAGAACCUGGGCUUGCAGGAGUUGGCCUACCAGGUGAACAGGGUAUCGAGGGACCGAUGGGACUUCCAGGUGCUAUUGGACUUCCUGGAUCCAAAGGAACGCCUGGCCCUGCAGGAUCUGCUGGAGAAAAGGGCCUCAGAGGAGAUGUUGGACCUCCAGGCCCUCAAGGACCAAUGGGCAUUGGUGUAACUGGACCACCAGGAAGAGAUGGCAUCCCAGGCUCCCGUGGCGUUCAAGGAGCUGAUGGCAGACCUGGACUUGAUGGAGCUAAGGGGGACAAGGGUGACCCUGGCGAGUGUAACUGUAUAAUGCCAAUGCAGCCAGGUGUAGGUGGACCUGGAGCUCCCGGGGCUGUCAUAGGCAUGUGGCAUCCAGGUCCUCAGGGACCUCCUGGACCACCAGGGCCACCGGGCCCACCUGGGCCUCAUGGUCUCAAUGGAGCGCAAGGACCUCAAGGUAUCCCUGGAAACGAUGGUAUACCAGGAAAACCGGGUUUGCCUGGAUACGUUAAGCCUGACAUGCAACUGCUCCCUCAAGAUGCGUCUGAUGAAGAUAAAGCUUGUGUUGGGGAAUGCUCCCAAGGGAUGCCAGGUGUGCCAGGUAUGGCUGGUGCCAAAGGAGAAAAGGGAGAUCAGGGCAAGCCAGGCGUAACCCCCUUGGAUAACUGUGACAGUUGUUUGGAGAAACUACAGGCAACAGAACCACGAGAUCCUUGCACCUGUACGGGAUCACCUGGAAUUCCAGGAGUGCCUGGGUCGCAGGGAAUACGCGGAGAACCUGGCAUGCCAGGAGACAGAGGACACGCCGGACUUCCUGGAAACAUGGGCCCUCCAGGUUUCCCAGGUCCUCCAGGUCCAUCUGGCUCACCUGGUCAACAAGGUGAACAAGGGUCAGCUGGAUUAGCUGGAAUCAAGGGUGAACAGGGCUCUCCAGGGACACCAGGCUAUCCUGGUACUAUGGGGCCUCCUGGAAUGCCGGGAUUGAAGGGUGAACGCGGGAGCCCAGGAACGAGUGGCGAGAAAGGAGAAACGGGUCCUUCUGGUCUCCCAGGCUACCAAGGACAGGCGGGCGCACCAGGAGUUAAAGGUGACACAGGACCAGCAGGACCUGUUGGGCCAAAAGGAGAACAGGGCUUUCAAGGACAACCUGGAUUCCCUGGAACCCCGGGCCCACCUGGCCUUGCAGGCAAAUCUGGAAGGGAAGGACCCCCAGGACUGAAAGGCGAAAAAGGUAAUGAUGGUGCCCAAGGUUCUCAAGGACCAACUGGACCGCCUGGCUCAACAGGCUCCCCAGGGCUGAUGGGACCCCCUGGCAUUGAGGGAGUUGAUGGAAAAGAUGGAAAACAGGGUCUCCGGGGAGAGCUCGGCCCACCGGGACCAGCUGGCCCGAGAGGAAUCCCAGGAUUUAAAGGAAAAACUGGCCACACUGGCUUUCCAGGACCAAAGGGAGACAUCGGGCCUUCAGGCCCGCCUGGACCACCUGGGAGGCCAGGACAUGAGGGUGAUCCCGGAACACCAGGGGCUCAGGGACGACCAGGACCAUCUGGCCAUAUUGGGUCACCAGGUCCAGCAGGACCCCCAGGACCUCCUGGUCCAUCAGGAUUGGGUAUAAAGGGAGAUAAAGGUCAGAAUGGAGAGAGAGGUCUCCCAGGAAUGCCAGGACUCCCGGGUCCACCUGGUCACAAUGGAUUAAUGGGAGAACCAGGCAAUGAUGGUGCUGCUGGUAAAGAUGGUUUGGCAGGUGUUCCGGGUGAGAACGGAAAGCCAGGUCAAAAGGGUGAGCCUGGGGCCACUGGCGAAAGAGGUUCCCCAGGGGAGAGAGGAAGACCAGGGCCCCCUGGUGGAGGUUUGGGAUAUCACUCCAAGGAUGCACAACCGAUGAUUGGUCCAGUCGGGCCCAGAGGGGAGAGAGGAAGCCCUGGCUCAGCCGGCUCCCCUGGACCACCUGGAUCUCCAGGAAUGCCAGGACAUGAUGCCGUAGUCAAUUAUGAUGAAAUCAAGAACUUCAUUCGUCAGCAAGUCAUCAAAAUUUUUGAUGAGAGAAUGGCCUAUUACAUGUCUCGAAUGCAAAGUCCUGUGGAAAUGGUGUCAUCUCCGGGUCGGCCUGGGCCCCCAGGGAAGGACGGCAUUCCUGGUAAUCCGGGAGCCCCUGGAGCACCGGGUAUCCCAGGACAAAUUGGUCGGUUGGGUCGGCCCGGAGCCCCUGGCCCAGUUGGACCACGAGGGCCUGCUGGUGCAAAGGGAGAUAAAGGUGUCGGCGAGGUGGGAGAUGUAGGACCACCAGGAGCACCAGGUGUCCCAGGUUCCCCAGGCUAUGGUAAAAUGGGACCCCCAGGUGCUGUUGGACAGCAGGGAGUUCCUGGAAUCCCAGGUCCACCCGGGCCAGCUGGUUCUAAGGGAAUUGAUGGCCGGUGUAACCCAUCGGACUGCAUGAGCCAUCAAGUAGAAUAUAGCCCCAAGGGCCCCUCUGUCAAGGGUCCUUGGCAAUGAGUUGACAAGUAGGUGAAUUUUAGUUAGCUAAGAAAAUGACCGCAGUAUUAAAUAUUCGGAACUUCCCUUGUUGUUGAACAGCACCACUGUGAUUUGUUUGUCCAGUGCUCUUUAAAAAACCAUGAUUCUUUAAAAACCUGAACGAAGACAUAAGCAGUGAAUUUUUAAUACCACAUAUUUUUUUGCAUACAAGUAGUCCCCAGGUUACGACAAACUCAACUUACGCAAUUUCGACGUCACAAUUUUGUAUCCAUUUGUUUUUUUUAGUCGCAUAAACAGUACCUUACUGUACACACAUAUUAUUUUUUGCUUUACUUCAUUAAUAUAACUUGUUCUGUCCUCACUAAACGUGAAGUUGUUCAGUAAAUAGGUUAAAGUAGCCUAAUUUGCCUAACAAAAGUACGCUAGCUUAAAUGCUAUUAAUGCUGACGUAUUUACAAUUCUUAUAGCAAAUCACUCACCCAUAACUCCACAAACUGUAGCUCUUAACUUAAUUACAAAUGCAUACACAAGCAUAUAUUAGCUAAACAACUUACAGCCUGAUGUGGACCAAACCCGAGGGCAGCUAUCCGUUAUCCAUAUCAGACGCCUGAGUCUGCUCUUCAGUCAUACAAGGCAACAGUCCAGCCAGACCCAACGCUGCCACCAGAGGGCAGUGUAUCCUCCAUCAUUAAAAAAAAAAAUACAAUACUUUGGGACUUUUUGGAUAGUUAUUUCCAGAUUUAGGGGUACAUAAAGGGUUAAUUCCGACUGGAAAUUCGGGUUACGUCGCCAGCGUGGGAACGGAACACGCUCGUAACCCGGGGACUACCUUUAUUUGUUAUUUUUUAUUUUAUUUAUGUUUCACACCUGCAAACAAACCACAGGGAGGUGAAAAGAUCCACAGUGUUUUUUUAGUUUUCAGUUUCUUUAUCACAUUUAGAAAGCAGCAACAUGAACUGUGCACUUUGCUUGCACCUCUUAUAUCAUUUCCCCUCUGUUUUUUUUCCUAAAAAAACAACAGUGCCUCCCAUGCCGACAACGGCUUCAGUGCUUGUGGUGCUAUGCAUAUUUCAAUCUCAGAGAAUGGAUGUGUAGACACCCUCUUUGAGGGGUUUACUGUUUUGUAAAUAUUUAUAUUUAUAUAUAGCAGCUUUUUAUACAUUUUGAAACACUUGAUGAGCUAUAUAUUACCAUAUCCAAUAAAAUACUGUAUACCAAAUAUGCGUAAUGUAUGUCAAGCUAUUUGAUGUGGAGGAUUAUUAUUUGUAAAAACAAAACAAAAGCAAAAAAUCAUAUUUUGUAAAUUGAAUUAACACUUUGAAAUGCAUUUAUGCAUACAUGACCAUCUGGAAUGCUUACAAUAAUUUAUCUUAAAUUCACAACCUAUCAAACUGGCAUACGACUGCUUGUUUAAAUUAUAUAAUUUGAUAGCAUCAAUAGCCAAAUUUAAUUUUUUUUUUCUUUUUUUUUUUUUAGCCAAACUUUUUAAGAAUGAGUUGCUGUUUUUCUUUUGCUAAUAAUAACCAGCAUAAAACUGCUUUCUAAUGUCUGUAAAAUGUCAAUGCCACUCAAUACAAUCUUAUGUAUAUAUUGUUUUAGGUCAUUGCUGUGCAACUCAUGUUUCUUCCAUAAGUUGUUUUAUAAAUCAUUUGAGAGAGACAAAACAUUGCAAAGCAAGGUUUGUUGUUUUUCAUCGGAAUAUAUUUGUUCAAUUGGUGUGUUCAAGUGAAAUAAAUUACAGUAUACACAGUAUGUAUGUGCACUCAUAUUUAAAACUGCCAAACAAGUGUUGACAAAUUCAAACCAACUGCAGCUUGCACUCUCUACUAAUUGUAUUUAAAUAGUAAGCAAACAUCAGUUUUACAUUGUAAUAAAGAACAUUGUAUUUUAUAAAAAGGUUCAUUUUUAUUGGUUUGGAAAGACUUGAACAGCCAGGAAAAAAAAGUUUUUACAGUUGAUUAUAUU
Corythoichthys intestinalis (scribbled pipefish) is the source of this 10026-nucleotide messenger RNA. RefSeq names its product collagen, type XVI, alpha 1 (gene col16a1). Lineage: Eukaryota; Metazoa; Chordata; Actinopteri; Syngnathiformes; Syngnathidae. Gene Ontology annotation, molecular function: extracellular matrix structural constituent conferring tensile strength. Gene Ontology annotation, biological process: extracellular matrix organization. Bases 3274 to 8079 code for a protein of 1601 amino acids. The transcript has 74 exons. The record is from RefSeq and is a predicted model, not a curated record.